Molecule: messenger RNA, 1449 nt
Organism: Penicillium subrubescens
Lineage: Eukaryota; Fungi; Ascomycota; Eurotiomycetes; Eurotiales; Aspergillaceae
Product: KH domain-containing protein
Exons: 9
Coding region: 1-1449 (482 amino acids)
Cellular component (GO): nucleus
Molecular function (GO): RNA binding
Source: RefSeq, a predicted model, not a curated record
AUGGCUGACGACGACCACCGGGUCAAGCGCUCUCGCUUCGAUCAAACCGACCCUGAGCCUCCUCGUCGCUCCCGAUUCGAUCGUCGCUCCCGAUCCCCGUCUGCUAGACAAUCCGAGUCAACUCGCACCCGCAGUCCACUAAGUCGCGAGCCGCGCAGUCCAGCUGGCGAGGCUCCGGCAAAGGCUUCACUUGAUCCGGCAGCUGCAGCUGCUGCGGCGGCGGCCAAGAUCAAUGCUCAGUUGCAGGCAAAGAAGGGCAUUCAGCAUGUCGACGUUCCACCAGUCCGCUCGACUGAUAGCCCCGGAGCGCAUUCGGACGCAGACGGCAAGCCCAACACCGAGAUCUACGUUGCGGACGGAGACUACAUCAAAGACAUUGAGAUCAACGAUCUGCGCAACCGAUACACCCUGACUAAGGGCUCUACACAAAAAAUGAUCAAAGAUGAAACUGGCGCCGAUGUCACCACCCGAGGAAACUACUACCCGGACAAGAACAUGGCGACCGCUGCCAACCCCCCUCUCUACCUUCAUGUGACCAGCACCAACAAGGAAGGCCUUGAGAAGGCUGUGCAGAUCAUCGAUGAUCUCAUGAAGAAGGAACUGCCGAACCUGGUCGACGAGCGACGCUUCCGUCGGAGGGAACCCGAGCAGCAAGUAGAGCGGGACGAGUUUGGUCGCCGCAAAUGGCCCGAUGAGCGGAUUCCUAUUGAUCUUGAACCCAUCCCUGGAUUCAAUUUGCGUGCGCAGGUUGUCGGUCAGGGUGGUGCCUACGUGAAGCACAUCCAGCAGAAGACUCGCUGUCGCGUUCAGAUCAAGGGUCGGGGCUCUGGAUUCAUCGAAUCGAGUACUGGCCGGGAGAGUGACGAGCCUAUGUUCUUGCACGUCGCCGGUCCCGACCCAAACGACGUUCAGGCUGCCAAGGAGCUCUGUGAAGACCUGUUGGCCAACGUUAAGGAACAGUACCAGCACUUCAAGGACAACCCGCCACAGCACAGCUACGGUGGCUACGGCCGUGGCGGCGGAGAUCGCGGAGACCGCGGAGAUCGUUACCACGGCGGAGGUGGAGGCAGAGAUGGGGGUGGUUACAGGGACCGAUACAACGAUCGUCACCAGCAACAUCAGCAACAAUCUCCUGGUCCUUCUGCUAGCCCCACUGACCAGGCUGCUUCGACCGCCGCCACUGCCGACUAUAGCGCCGCGUAUGCCCAGUACUAUGGAUCUGCCGACCCCUACGCCGCCUAUGGUGGAUACCAAAACUACGUGGCCUAUUAUCAAUACUACCAGCAAGCCGCUGCCGCGCAGCAGCAACAACAAGCCGCCGAGGGCCAGGCGCCCCCACCUCCCCCUGCCAACGAAGCACCUCCGCCUCCUCCGCCAGGCUCUGAUGCUCCUCCCCCACCCCCGGGCGGAGGUAGCUACGGUGCGGUCCCACCCCCUCCUGGUCUGUAA